AUGCGACAAGACCGCGCAAGAAGAGAUCGCCACAGAGCAGGAGCUGGCGGCUUGGUGGCAGCGCCGCGCCGCGGAGCACCGCGCCGCCGUCGAGCGCCUCACCGAGGAGAGCGUCGGAAGCAGCGAGAGGCCAAGAGCGCAGAGAUCACUCGACUGCAGCGGGAGGUGCGGCACUACCAGCGCCGAAUGCAAGGCUUGGAGCAGUACUGGGAGCAGUUCUUCGACGCCGAGCUCGCGGCGGAGGUGAUCGACCUGCUGGCAGCAGAGCAGCGAGCCAGGCAGCUGGAGCAGGAGAUCCAGCAGUUACUCCGUUCCUCCGCCCCCGCGGCUGCUUACGCAGGGCCCAUCUUCCUGGAGGGCGAGGGCCGCUUGCAGCUGGCGCCCUUGCCGCAGCUCAUCGCGGCGGCGGACGCUCAUCGAAGGCUGUACCAGGUGGAGAUGGAUCACAGGAGGGAGCUCAACGAGAUGACCGACUUCUGCAACGGCAAGAUCGCUGAGAAGGAUGACAGCAUUAUGGGCUUGAUCGAGCAGAAGGUUGGAGAGGUGGUGCAGACGAAGUUUGACCGGUCUGAACAAGCCUCCUGGUCGACCAUCGCCUACAUGAUCAAUCAAUCUCGAGAGAGGCUGGACAGCGCGGCAGCGGCCAAGGAAGCCAAGGAAAAAGCGGAGGCCGAGGCCAAGGAGAAGGCCACUCCGGCGACAUGA
Effrenium voratum is the source of this 705-nucleotide messenger RNA. The record is from the annotation of a GenBank genome assembly. Lineage: Eukaryota; Dinophyceae; Suessiales; Symbiodiniaceae.